Molecule: messenger RNA, 6798 nt
Organism: Orussus abietinus
Lineage: Eukaryota; Metazoa; Arthropoda; Insecta; Hymenoptera; Orussidae
Gene: Col4a1
Product: collagen alpha-1(IV) chain
Exons: 26
Coding region: 236-5890 (1884 amino acids)
Cellular component (GO): collagen trimer
Molecular function (GO): extracellular matrix structural constituent
Source: RefSeq, a predicted model, not a curated record
CGGAGGAAUUCUAGCUGGCGUGGCUCGCCGCCGCCACCGCCGCCGCCGCCACAGCCGCCGCCGCCGCCUCCACCUUCCCUCCUUCGCGUUCAUUCAUUUCCCUCCCUGGAUGGGACGGUCCACGCACGUCCCGAGGAAGGUGCCGGUGCCGCCCGAUACUUUCUGCUUGCCCGUUAGCCCGGAGGCCCCGAGCUGAGAGCUCGGAUACUCUCCCGAGCGCUCCGGCCCGACCGACAUGAACCGAGAGGGAUUGCGGUUCUUCGGAGCCGCAAUCUGCUUGGUAGCGGUCGUCUCAGGGCAAUACAAUUUUACACGGGAAAGGCCACGACCGGUUGUUCACGUUAACUCCCGUGGUGACAUCGAAAAACCUGAAGGUGUCGACGAUGAUACAGAGGCAAGAUACGAUAACGGUGCACCAUCCUGGCCUGGAUAUGAGACUGAUCGAGGGUAUUCGGAGGAAGAAAGCGCCGUGAAACACGGUGACUCCUCCGGGAAUUAUCCCCUGGAACCUGGAGAGAAUUAUGGUGGUCAGGGUGCCUACGAUCCAUACAACAGAAAUCGCGGUACUGGAUAUAAUUACGAGACCGGCGGUCGCACCAAUGACAAUGGAAACGGUGAUGUGUAUAACAGAAACCGUGGUAUCGGAUAUAAUUAUGAGACCGGUAGUCGCACCAAUGACAGUGGAAACUACCCUAGUAGCUACUCGGCAGUACCAGCCCCUGGGGAACGUCGAAACUGCAAGGGUUCGGACUGCUGCGUGCCAAAAUGUUUCGCGGAGAAAGGGUCUCGCGGACCUCCCGGUAUCGUCGGACCGCAAGGACCGAAGGGUCAACGUGGUUUCCCAGGAACCGAAGGACUUUUAGGGCCAAAAGGAGAAAAAGGAGACCCUGGACCGCAAGGACCACGAGGUUCUAAGGGAGACCGGGGUAAAAUGGGAAUGCCAGGAUUUCCUGGUAUCAACGGAAUACCUGGAGUGCAAGGACCUUCGGGAUCCCCUGGGCUUCCUGGCAGGGAUGGUUGCAACGGUACCGAUGGUGCUCCAGGUCGGCAUGGACUUCCAGGAGAACCAGGACCACGAGGAGUUCCCGGAAUACCUGGUUCCAAAGGUGACAAAGGACAACCGGCGUAUGCUGGAGCGUUCACAGUUGGACAAAAGGGAGAGCCUGGAAUAGACGGAGUUAGAGGUCCUCCUGGACCACCUGGACCUCAAGGAGACCGUGGUCGUCAAGGAUUUAAGGGAGAACGCGGACCAUACGGAAUACCGGGAGGCCCAGGGCCAAAAGGAGAGAAGGGUAACAUGGGUGUGGGAUUCGAAGGAAUAAAAGGUGACAAAGGUCAGAAAGGAGAACUUGGACCACCGGGAAUCUCAGCACCUCUUGUUCCUCUUACUGGAUUCACCAAGAUGAUAGGAGCCACAGGAGAACCAGGUCCAAAGGGUGAUAAGGGAGACAUUGGACCGGACGGGAUGAAGGGAGAACCUGGUCCACUAGGCGAUCAUGGAAUCCCUGGAGGGUCAGGAAUGAAGGGAGAGAAGGGUCUUCCUGGAGCCCCAGGAAUUCGAGGAAGAGAUGGGUUCUCUGGACCGCCAGGGCCACCGGGUCAUAAAGGUGACCGAGGAUAUGAUGGGCUAGAUGGUCUUCCAGGGCAUCCUGGUAGAAAAGGAGAAUCUGGUCGCGAUGGACCAAUGGGAGUGCCCGGAUUACGUGGUCCCGCUGGUCCACCUGGAGGAGGAAAAGGAACUCCGGGACCACCGGGACCAAAGGGACCGCGAGGUUUCCCAGGACCAGUUGGACCUCGAGGGACGGAUGGUUAUCCAGGAGAUCCGGGACCAAGAGGGCCUAUCGGUCCUCAAGGAGGUUCAGGACAACCUGGUAUUCCAGGUCCCGAGGGACUUCCUGGAGAUAAGGGAUCGAAAGGUGAACCAGGUCUUACAGGAUUCCCAGGAGAAGCAGGUCCGCGUGGUUUCGAUGGUCCUCCAGGUCCAGUUGGACCUCGUGGCCCAAUGGGAGAAAAAGGAAUGUCCAUUGUGGGUCCCAAAGGAAUGGAUGGGUUACCAGGAGUCGACGGAGAGAAGGGACAAAAAGGAGAAAGAGGUUACGCGGGAGUACGAGGACGUCCCGGUGAUUCUUUGAACGGGAUACCAGGAGCUCCUGGGGCUCCGGGUCUUCCUGGUGAACCUGGAAUUGCUGGACGUGACGGGUCACCAGGAUUCCCAGGAAUGCCCGGUGAAAAGGGAGAGAUAGGAGGCCGGUGUCAAGAUUGCUUGCCAGGAACACGAGGGGCUAAAGGAGAUCGUGGAUUGGACGGAAGUCCAGGUCUUCCGGGACCUCGAGGUCCUCCCGGAGAACGAGGUUUCCCUGGAGAAGCAGGUGCCGAUGGUCUUCCAGGCCCUAUUGGGCCACCAGGACCUGCAGGCAGAGAUGGCGUCGAAGGAAGCGCAGGUCCUCCAGGAGAAGACGGAGUUCCCGCAAUUAUACCAGAAAGUUUACUUAAACAAGAAAAAGGUGACAAGGGAGUUCGAGGAGAAUCUGGGCGGCAGGGACCACCGGGUCCUCUAGGACCUCAAGGAGAGAAAGGCAUGAGAGGGUUAGGUGGUUUCCCAGGACCAAAAGGAACGCCUGGUGAUCGCGGUUUCCCAGGACAAGAUGGUACUCCUGGAAGGCCUGGAACUCCUGGACGUAAAGGAGAAAAAGGAUUGAGCAUAAAAGGACAUGCUGGAGAACCAGGGCUUCCAGGAUAUCCUGGCCCGAAAGGAGAACCAGGAUUAUAUGGUCUGAAGGGAGAACCGGGGCAGUGUCCACCAUUAAACCUCGAAAAAGGAUUCAAAGGCGACAGAGGAACUCCUGGAGAGAAAGGUGAACCUGGUCCUCCUGGAAGGGAUGGAAUACCAGGAGACAAAGGUGUUCAAGGUUUCACCGGCCCGGCUGGCCCAGUUGGCGCAAUCGGACCCCCAGGUCCUGUGGGACCUAGAGGAUCGCCUGGACCUAGAGGAGAUAAGGGAAAUAUGGGUCCUAUGGGAUUCCCAGGAGAGCCAGGACGUGAAGGACCCAGAGGAUUCCCUGGUGCUGCCGCUCCGAAGGGAGUCAAGGGAGAGGCAGGAAUAUCCGUCCAGGGUAGUCCAGGACUGACAGGACCUCCGGGCGAGAGGGGAGAAAAAGGCUUGCCUGGUCCUCCGGGUAAAGAUGGACCUGUUGGAUUCCCAGGAUUGCCUGGUUUCACUGGAGAAAAGGGAGACGUCGGGAUUCCAGGAUUGAACGGACUUCCGGGUGCACCGGGACAGAAAGGAGAUACAGGACCUCUGGGUCCUCCAGGUCCUUCAGGAAUUCCUGGAACUCCUGGAGUCGAUGGUCGCAAAGGUGAACCAGGACUGCCGGGAGAACCUGGCAGAGCUGGGCUACCCGGCUUCCCAGGAGUUAAAGGAGACCGAGGUGAGCCUGGAAUCGACGGUCCCAAAGGAUAUCCCGGAAGACGAGGAAUCCCUGGGGCUGCUGGUCGACCUGGAGUGGAAGGAUUGACAGGAUUAAAAGGAGAGAGAGGCGAGAAAGGUGCUCCAGGAUUCCCUGGUCUGCCAGGAAUGGAAGGAAAACCAGGCCUACCCGGACCUGUUGGUCCGAAAGGAGAUACCGGUCCGGAAGGUGCACCAGGAUUGGUAGGACCCAUCGGUUUUGAAGGCGUUAAGGGAGAUCGUGGUCCACAGGGACUUCCGGGCAGGAAAGGAGAGGCAGGACGAGCAUCAGAGAAGGGUCAAAAGGGAGAACCGGGAAUGCCCGGAAUUCGCGGUCCCCCAGGACCUGCCGGAAGAGAUGGUAUUGACGGAUUAAAGGGUGAAGCCGGUAGACCUGGAAUUGGACGCGAUGGGCAUCCGGGAAUGAAGGGAGAAGCAGGACGACCGGGACGAGAUGGACUUCCGGGAUUACAAGGACCAAAAGGCGACCAGGGAGUUCGAGGAUUCCCAGGCCUCAAAGGAGAUGUCGGACCUGUUGGAUCUUACGGAGAACCAGGAAAGCCCGGACUUGAUGGUAUUCCUGGGUUAGAUGGCGAUGUAGGGCCUCAAGGACCUCCUGGUUUCCCUGGUCCCGAUGGUGACAGAGGAUCUCCUGGAAUACCCGGAUUCGAUGGAGCUAAGGGAGAACGCGGACUUGCUGGCGAGGUUGGUCUUCCUGGAUUUUCUGGGGCACCUGGAGACAAAGGAGAUCGUGGUCCUCCGGGAUUGACAGUUAACGUUAAAGGCGAGAAGGGAGAACCAGGGUCUCCAGGAUUCCCUGGACUGGACGGCGAGAAAGGUGACAGAGGACUACUAGGACGACCUGGAUUGGAAGGAGAGAAAGGAGACAGAGGUUUAAUGGGAGUACCUGGUAGCCCUGGAAUACCUGGUCUACCAGGACCGAAGGGCGAUAGAGGUCCCGCUGGUCCUCCUGGACUUCCUGGCUUAACCACCAAAGGAGAGAAGGGUCUUCCUGGACUCAUGGGAAAACAUGGUCGCGAUGGGUUAUCUGGUCUCCCAGGGGAGAAAGGUGAGACAGGAUUCCCUGGACUUCCUGGACAUAAGGGAGACCGAGGACUUUACGGACCACCUGGACCUCCUGGAGAAAAGGGAGACACGGGCCCUCCAGGUCUCUUAGGAGCUCCAGGACGCGAUGGACCUCCAGGCUUUGAUGGACCUCCAGGCUUGCCAGGAGAAAUAGGACCAAAGGGAGAUCAAGGUCCUCCUGGGCUCUUCGGUGCGCCAGGAGAGAAAGGAGAUCGCGGUCUGACCGGUCCCAGAGGAUUAGACGGAAUUCCCGGAGAAAAGGGUGAUCGAGGUUGGAAUGGAAUAGACGGCGUUCCAGGGUCACCGGGAGAGAAGGGUGACUCGGGGUAUUCUGGACCUCCAGGACUUACAGGACCUGUAGGCUAUCCAGGACUGAAGGGAGAAAAGGGUGAAGAUUGUCUCGAACCACAAAGAGGAUCUAAGGGAGAUAGAGGACUUCCGGGACCGGUUGGACCAGCGGGUCCUCCCGGAGAGAAGGGACCGUCUGGACCUGCAGGAUUCCCAGGAUUGGAUGGACCGAAGGGUGCUCAAGGAUACAACGGACCUCCUGGUCCCUCGGGAUUGCCGGGAUUGGCGGGACCGCCCGGUGCCCCUGGACUGCCGGGGCUUCAGGGUCCAGCGGGUCUGUCGGGUCCCCCGGGAGAACCAGGAGCGCCCUGCGAAUCGGCUGCUGAUUAUCUCACGGGUAUCCUCCUGGUCAGGCAUAGUCAGAGCCAAAGUGUUCCCGUCUGUGAGCCAGGACACAUCAAGCUAUGGGAAGGAUACAGUCUCCUCUACACCGAUGGGGACGAAAGAGCACACUCUCAGGACUUAGGUUAUGCCGGCUCGUGCGUAAGAAAGUUCUCGACGAUGCCCUUCCUAUUCUGCGACGUCAACAACGUCUGCCACUACGCCAGCCGCAACGACCGCUCUUAUUGGCUGUCGACCAACAGUCCCAUCCCGAUGAUGCCGGUCGAGGAAUCAGCGAUCGAGGAGUAUAUCUCCAGGUGCGUCGUUUGCGAGGUGCCGGCCAACGUGUUGGCGAUUCAUAGUCAGUCUUUAAGCAUCCCAGAGUGUCCUGGAGGAUGGUCUGGUCUUUGGAUAGGAUACAGUUUCGUAAUGCACACGGGAGCCGGAGCCCAGGGCGGCGGGCAGUCCCUGUCGAGUCCUGGAUCCUGCCUGGAAGACUUCCGGGCGACUCCGUUCAUUGAGUGCAACGGCGCCAAGGGCCACUGCCAUUACUACGCGAACGAGUUCAGCUUCUGGAUGGCAACCAUCGAGGACAGCCAGCAGUUCCAGAGGCCAGAGAAGCAGACCCUGAAGGCUGGAAACCUGAGGUCUAGAAUAAGUCGCUGCCAAGUCUGUAUAAAGAAUACGUAAAGGCGACCGAGCGAUCCGGCGACGCCGCGAAGCCGUCGUGAUCGAUCGACCUAACCAGGGACAUCUACCCGAACGAAGGAAACCCGAGGAAAACCUAGACGAAGUCGAGGUAACCGACGAGGGGAGGGGGGAGGGACACCCGAGGUUUUCGAAAAAAAGGCAUCUCCUCCUUUCGGUCCCUCGUUGAUUCGACCUGGGCGAAAUCGAGAGAGGAGUGGAUGUUUCCUGACGAUUUACCCCGGCUGCGCGUACUAUCACGUUUCCCCUUCUUUAGGCGUUAUUUCCUUCCGAAAUUUACAUUUUUUUCCUACUUUUUUUUUUCUUGUAAUUUCUAACGUUUCCGGAGAACGAGGUAAAGUGGACCACGCGGGACGACCCUAUAUCCUAGUUUGCUAAUUAAUUAAUUAGUUAAUUUCACUUUGUUGCUUCCACCCCGUGGUGGUACAUGGCCAUGGUCAAUGAAAUCGUACGCGAGUACGGCUAUUGAAGAUACGAGAUAAAUGAUAUCGUACGAACGAUAGGGCUUACCUCGUUUGAUCCACUUUUCCCUCGUUAGCGACGGUUUCUCACGUUGCUCCCUCGCCGUAAUCGGCUCUGCGAGUUCUGUCCACUUUUCUCACCGUUCUCCUUCCCUCUCUCCUUCCACUUUUUUACACCUCCCCAAGUGCCUAGCAUACUGCCUAGUAUGUAAAGUAAUAUAUAAUUUAUAUCGUAAAUUUAUAUAUGGAGCCUUAAGUUUAUUUUAUCGUACUACUCACGGACACUGCCCAUAUCCGAUCUGGCCACAUUCGCAUAUUGUAUAUUGAUACGAACGAUUCCUCUGGCCCGGAAAUCGUGCGACGCCAAAUAUUUAAUUAUACAUAAUAGGUAUUUUGCUACAUAGCCAAUAAAAUGAUGUUUCGAAGCGA